Molecule: messenger RNA, 1056 nt
Organism: Coffea eugenioides
Lineage: Eukaryota; Viridiplantae; Streptophyta; Magnoliopsida; Gentianales; Rubiaceae
Product: protein TIC 56, chloroplastic-like
Exons: 2
Coding region: 207-914 (235 amino acids)
Source: RefSeq, a predicted model, not a curated record
CGCCCAAUCUCUUUUCACUCACUACUACUAACUAGUAGUACUGGAUGAUUCAUCCGUUUCAGCCAAUAGUUGCUCCUCCAUUGUCAAAGCUCUCUUUCUCAUGGUUUUUGUCAUUCUCAAUUUAUCUUCUCCCUACCCAAAGCCCCCGACUUCCCGCGAUAUGCAUUUUCACCUCAAAACCCUUUAGGCAAUAGUUGUUCCGUUCAAUGGCCUCGCUCAACUUCGACUUUAACCCAUUCAACGGCGACAACUGGUUCAAGAAACCCAUCAAUCUUGUCUCGCUCUUUGAAAACCUGAAUCCCUUUAAACCCCAAGCCAGCACCCCAAAUUUUGCAGCCUUAUCUUUUAAGCCCUCUCCCAAAAAACCCAAAAAUGAAGCCGCAAACCCCGGAAAAUACGAGCAAAUGCUAGACCAGUUCUACUGGGAGUGCGAGAAUUUGCCGGAUUAUAGGCACACCCCUGAGGUUGAGAGGCUCCUAAAUGAAGACCCCGUUUUUGAGAAGCUGGAAAACCCCACGCCCGAAGAGCUUGCGGAGAAUGCCAAGCGGUGGGAAGAGUUUCGGGCCAGCCCGGUGGUCCAGUUCUUGGCCCGCGCUGAGGAAAUUGCUAACAAAAUCAACGAACUUGAGCUUAAAGAGAACUCCACCCCUUACAGAAAGGAAGACAGGAAACUGUGGAAGUCCCUAAUGUACUUGGAUUGGAUGGGAGGCCAAUGCCUAGGAAAGCAAUCAAGACAAAGAGGGAAUCUGAUGAUAAAUUUUGGGAUUUCGCUAGGCAGUUCUUCUUUGGUCUCUGGCGUUUCCGUCAAAGGCCAUAUCCACCAGGGAGACCGAUUGAUGUUGCUCAAGCUAUCGGAUACAAGAGGCUUGAAAGACGCUAUUAUGACUGUAAGAACAUACAUACAGAGGAUUUGAUGUAUCUUAAGCUUGUGAAUUAUGUCAGCAGGAUGUUAUUUGUAAUAAGUUUUUUGGUGUAUUUGGGUCACUACCUUCUGAAGUGAAUUAUAUGUUUGCCUUUUUUUGUUGCGAAUGUAGCUGCUGUAGAUGUCAUAGUUCA